Saitoella complicata NRRL Y-17804 is the source of this 944-nucleotide messenger RNA. Its product is annotated as amidase signature enzyme. Gene Ontology annotation, molecular function: glutaminyl-tRNA synthase (glutamine-hydrolyzing) activity. Gene Ontology annotation, cellular component: mitochondrion; glutamyl-tRNA(Gln) amidotransferase complex. NCBI's taxonomy places the organism in Eukaryota, Fungi, Ascomycota, Saitoellomycetes, Saitoellales, Saitoellaceae. The transcript has a single exon. Bases 60 to 890 code for a protein of 276 amino acids. The record is from RefSeq and is a predicted model, not a curated record. Gene Ontology annotation, biological process: mitochondrial translation; glutaminyl-tRNAGln biosynthesis via transamidation.
GUUUACUCUCGCGAUGGGGAGUUAUCCCAUACGCCAACUCCCUGGAUACGGUUGGGAUCAUGACUAAAAAAGUGGAGGAUGCUCGGAAGGUCUUUGAUGUAUUGAAUGUGCAUGAUCCCAAAGACCCGACGAGUCUGCCACCUACGGCGAGAAAACCUAUUAGAUCGGAAAAGAAGAAAACGUGGACAGUUGGAGUUCCUGCCGAGUUCAACCCUGAGGAACUCUCGGAACCAGUCCGUAAAGCAUGGGCAAGCGCGAUUGACGCCUUGCGCAGUCAGGGUCAUACAAUCAAGGAGGUGUCCAUCCCAGCAGUACAACAGGCUAUAAGCGCAUACUAUAUCCUUGCACCCGCUGAAGCGUCUUCAAACUUGGCUAAAUUCGAUGGUAUUCGAUACGGUCGUCGUGCUGAUCAGGAUUCUGCUAACGGCACGCUGUACGCCAACACCAAAGAGGAAGGUUGGGGCGAAGAGGUUAAGAGACGUGUGUUGCUCGGUACUUUCACGCUGAGCUCUGAGGCCAUCGAUAACUUCUUCAUUCAGGCACAGAAAAUCAGGAGGAUGGUUCAAGAUGACUUUGAUAAAGUGUUUGCCACGAAGAACCCGUCGCGUGCUACGGAGCAGGGAGUGGAGGAUGGUGUUGAUGUGUUGAUCACACCGUCAUCUAUGACCACUGCGCCAUUACUGUCAGAGGUUAAGAAGCAGAAGAGACUGGAUGCUUAUGUGAACGAUGUUUUGACCGUUCCGGCAAGUUUAGCUGGCCUUCCGGCUUGCAGUGUCCCGUAUGGCAAGGAUGAAAGCGGUAUGCCAAUUGGUCUGCAGGUUAUGGGUCAGUUCGGAGAGGACCACACAGUCUUGGAAAUGGCCAAAAUCCUAGAAGAUAUGGUUUCAUGAGGGUAUAGUGCUAUAUAUCGUACAUCCUGAUCUUACUCCUCCAUGACAAUGACC